UGCGACACACUACACACACAUCUGUGUGUCCAUAUUCCACACAUGCACCUAGUCCAUAUAAGAUAUAAUACAUAUAAUACAUCACAGGACACACUGUCUUUGUGCAGCUCCGUAUUUUGACCAUGAUGCGUCGGAGUGUGGGCAGAGUGUGUAGGUGUGGAGGAGACGCGUGUGCGGGAGCGACAGACAGAGGAAGAGAGGACGCGGUCAGUUUGAUGCAGGCUGAAUGGCCCGAACGAUCCGAGGCCAAAUGAAAGUGGACUGCCCAUCAGAUGAGACACUACUCAACCAGAAGAGACGAGUUUAAGUUUUUGCAGAGUCUCUGAUCAACAUGAAAACUUGUGUGUGUGUGUGUGUGUGUGUGUGUGUGUGUGUUGUCACAGUUAUUGUUAAUAGUUAUGAGUAUGUAUGGACAUGUCUGAAAAAGUUCAUGUGAGUGUGUGCAUGUUAAAGGUGAAGUAGUGUGAGAGUGGGUGGGAUGUGAUGUGCUCACCAUGUCUGAGGAGGAAGUGAUUAACUGCACCAUCAGCCAUGAGAUCCACCAGUACGUCUUCUCCUGUGUGUAUAUCAUUGUACUAAUGGUUGGUAUUCCCUCCAACCUGUACUCGCUGUACCAUGCUACACUGCAGCUGAAGCAGAAGAAUGAGCUGGGAGUUUAUCUACUGAACCUCACGGUGUCUGACCUGUUGUACCUGAUGUCCUUACCACUGUGGCUCCAGUACUUCUUUCAGGGUGAUGACUGGCGUCACAGGGAGUGGUUAUGUCAGCUCAGUGGUUUCCUGCUCUAUGAGAACAUCUACAUCAGCAUUGGUUUCCUGUGCUGUAUCAGUCUGGAUCGCUACCUGGCUGUGGUCCACCCUUUAAGGUUCACCUCUCUGCGAUCUAUGAAGGCAGCGUGGAUUGUUAGUGCCAUCAUCUGGAUGAAGGAGAUCGCAGUAGGUGUGGUUUUCUUUCGCCAUAAAGAACUGAGCACAGACCGCACAAACCAGUCGGUGUGCUUUGAGCACUACCCCAUGCAGCCGUGGGAGUACCCGAUCAACUACUACCGCUUCACUAUUGGCUUCAUGUUCCCACUGGCCAUUCUAUCGAUCAGCUACCUGUGUGUCCUUCGUGCUGUGGGUCGGAGUGCGGGGACACAGCCAGAUCAGAAGACAAGGAUCAGGCAGUUAGUUAGCAGUACCAUCCUCAUCUUCCUGGUUUGCUUCUCCCCAUACCACGUCUUCCUGUUAGUACGCACCCUGCUGGAGCGGGACUGCAACUUUAUUACAGGAAUAUUUAAUUACUACCACCUGUCGUUGUUGCUAACCACCCUGAACUGUGUGGCUGACCCUGCUCUCUACUGCUUUGUCAGUGAAAGUGCCCGCCAUGGCCUGUACAGAUUCAUAUUCAGACCAAUUAUCAGGAUACUCUGUUGCUGCUGUCGGCGUGGCAAUGUGAGUCCCUCCAACCCAGCCACAGACUCCCACGAGGUUGCUACCGAUGAAAACAAUGGUUACCCAACAGUGACGCUGCUCACACUCAACAACGUUAAAACAGACUCUGCUAGCCAAAACACCACGUUAGCUACACAGACUGAUGAAAAAGAUAACAUAUCCUCAGAUGCACAUAAUCACAGACCCUCUGACAAAUGUGUGGACAGUGAUGGAGAGUCCAGUUGUGUGAUAGCCAUAGAAGAACAGAGCCAAAAGACAGAGAGCACUGGGGAGGUCGACAAGAGCACCAGCUAAAAUGAGCCAAGGACCAAUCAGGAAGCAUGCUCAUAGCAAGACAAGCGAAGAAUAAAUGGAAAACGCAUGAGACCAACCUCAGCUAACCUACAUGUAGAGUUCCUUCUGGCAGUGGACCUUAUGUGGCAGUGUCCUGCUGUCCACCCUGCUGUGUUUACAUCAUUGUCAUCCGUUAGCAUUUUCCUUCAGCGAGUUCUCUGAUCUCUGGAUACAGCACACUAUGUGAGAGUCUGUCAUUAGUCUGUUUUUUUUUACUGUCACUGCCCUGUUUACAUUUUGAUGUAAGAAAAGGCAAUAUUCACCAGGAGGUCAGGGUUACUGACCUGUACAAAUACUUUUGAAAACUCUGCAUUUGAACCUGCACCCUUGAAGGGGAAGUUGUCAGUAUUCCUAUAUAACAACAGUAUUAUGGUAGCACUUUCUAAUACAAUUACCUUUUAUACAAGGUAGCUGUAAGUCAUAGCUUUAAUAAGGGUUGAUAAAUGAUAUACUUAUGCAUAGCCAUUAAUCAUACUGUAGGGGGGCAUAAAGAAAGGCAGGUGAGCAUACUUCACCCACCUUUAGGUGAACUACUGUUGCAAAAGUAAGCAACUAUUACCAUUACUUCAGCAGGGUUUAAUUAAGUAACAUCACAGGGGCUUAGCUUCAUACCCAGCAGGCAUUCACUGCCAGAGAAAAACAGCUGGGAUGUUGAUGUGGACUGAAUCACAUCUGCCUACUUGCUGUCUAGUGCCGUUAUUCCACUGCAACUAGGAACCAUACCAUAUAUAUUUGCAUGUUCCAUUGUCUCAGAAAUGGUCCAUGGCCGGGGUGAAAAGCAUGAUAUGUGGCCCUUCUCAGGCCCAAAUCCAGGAGUGUGCUACUCCGUCCCAAGCUCAGCUGUAUGUCACUGCAUUCUGAUUGCAAGAGAGAAAACUUGAGUGACAGGAAGCGUCUCAGCCAAAGAAAGAGAAAAAAAAUGAAAGAAAGAAAGGAGGAGAUGGUAGGCUGUUAGGAAGGAAUAAAUGGAAGUCAGUAUAACAGCUUUGUUUAUCAAAUCCAUGUGUGCUCUGUUGUGUGCCUACUGUUGAUGUUCGUUUGGGUCACGCAGAAGACGGCACCUUGAUGUACUUUACAAGAGCAAUGCUCACUCUGUGCAACAGAAACACAAACAUAUACUGUGGCAGCCUGGACCAAUAGCUGGCCAGGUGGCCUAAGUACGGGAUAGUUCCAACAAUUCCCGGUGGCAGUGGAAUGAUGGCAUAAGAAGGAGAACAGAGCACACACAAAACAAAAACAAACAAAACAGUUGACACUCGGAAAAUGCAGCAGCAUGCCAUAUAAAACAUAUGAAUGUAGAUGUAACAUUAACAUUCCUUUCAGUUGGAUGUGUUUUGUGUUUCUAUCACAAGGAAUUAGUCAAUUCCAGGAUUAAAUUGAACCUGCACCCUUGAAGGGGAAGUUGUCAGUAUUCCUAUAUAACAACAGUAUUAUGGUAGCACUUUCUAAUACAAUUACCUUAAAGC
Messenger RNA from Monopterus albus (swamp eel), 3232 nucleotides. RefSeq names its product G protein-coupled receptor 68 (gene gpr68). Gene Ontology annotation, biological process: cellular response to pH; G protein-coupled receptor signaling pathway. Gene Ontology annotation, molecular function: G protein-coupled receptor activity. The coding region runs from base 495 to 1727 and encodes 410 amino acids. Gene Ontology annotation, cellular component: membrane. The record is from RefSeq and is a predicted model, not a curated record. The transcript has 7 exons. NCBI's taxonomy places the organism in Eukaryota, Metazoa, Chordata, Actinopteri, Synbranchiformes, Synbranchidae.